AUAGCUACUUCCAGAACUCUCCUAGAGAGUACCCAGUAUCAGGAUAUCAAUUAAUUACAACUCUCAGCUGUAUGUUUUACACAGAGAGUGGGUACCAAAUUUUGUGUCAGAUAUGGGGAAGGCUAUUAGUUCAUGUAAGGAGAAAAUUACAUCAUUUCACAGCAGCAAGAAGGCACAGCAGAGUGAUAUUUUAGAAAAGGAAAAACAAGAAAAGGCCAAGCAAAGUGAUAACUUAGAGGAGAAACAACAAAAGGCCAAGCAAAGUGAUAUUUUAGUGAAGGAUAGACAAGAAAAUGCUGAGAAAAGUGAUAAUUCAGUGGAGAAACAAAAUGUUUGGCAAAGUGAUAUUUCACAGAGUGAAAAACAAGAAAAGGCAAAACAAAGUGGUAUUUCAAAGGAGGAGAAACAGGGAAAGGCCAAGCAAAGUGAUAUUUUAGUGAAGGACAGACAAGAAAUAGCUAAGAAAAGCAGUAUAUCAGUGGAGAAACAAGAAAAGGUUUGUCAAAGUGAUAUUUUAGAAAAGGAGAAAAAAGACAACGCCAGGCAAAGUCAUGGCUUAGAGAAGGAGAAGCAAUAUGAGGCCAAGCAAAGUGAUAAUUCAAUAAAAGAGACUACUGAAAUAGUACAGCAAUAUGAUGUUCUUUGUAAAAAUCUCAAAGAAAAGAGGGAACUAUGUGAUAUUCCACAGCAUAAGACACUUGAAACUGCCAAGCAAAAUGUUCAUCUAGUAUAUACACCACAGGAAAAGAAAAAGGAAGAUGAUAAUGUUGAUAAGUCUUCACAAGAAAAGGUUGAGGAAAGUGAGGUACAGGAUGAAUUAAAGCAAACUAAACUGGACAAUAAACAAGAUACAACCAGACAGAAAGAAUUAGAGCAACACAAGUUACUACCAGCUAAGGAAGAAAAUUGGUUAAUUAAGGCAGAACAAACUGAAAAUUUAGUUGAUCAUCAUGAUAAAGGUGUAAAUGAUGAAUUCACAAAAAAAACUGACAUAGCUUUAAAAACAGGUGAUGAUAUUCAAACGUAUGAUAUGGAGGGAGGCAGUUUUGAUGAUGAUGCUGGCAGUUUUAUAGAGAAAAAGGAUUUGACAAAAAAAAGGCAGGAAAUGGAAGGUCAUAGGAAGGUUCAUAAUGGAGAUGCUGUUCUAUCAGAGGAUGUUGUAGAAGAUGAAAAGUCAAAGAUGGAAACAGCAUCAACGGGUGUGGAUAAUUCGGUAGCUGCCCUAGAAAGUAAACAGACAGCCAUACUACAGAGAUUAGGAGAGCUGAAGGGUGUGCUGGAACAGCUGAACAAGAAGUAUGGUAGUGCCACCACUGUGUCAUCAUCCACCACAUCUUCUACCAUGAUCCUACCAGGUGGAGUUGUCCAUGACAUUGUCAUCAACGCUGAUCCAGAGAACCCACCGGUCAUUGUGUUUGUACUGUUCACACUCCUUAAAGAGAGGUGUAGGGUAUAUGGGUCAAGUUUAGUCCAUUCUAGUGUGGUCAGUGUGCCUGACCAGCUACGCAAUGUCUUCAGUGACCAGGAUAACAACUGUCCUCGUGGCAGCCACCAAGUGGCAAUCACUCUCAUAUGGAAAAAAGUCGAGAAUGGUCCAAACCUGAUAGUGUCACCACACAACCAGACAACAAUCCAAGGGGAAGUAAAUAUUGCCAGAUACAUUAUGCGUCUUAUCAACCAAAAUUACGAUAACUCAGACCCUGUUGCCUCAACUCAAAUUGACGAAUGGUUAGAUUCCGCCCAGCAACAACUCCACCAUGGUAACGUGAAGCAAAAGGCUGCUGCUGUGAAGUCUCUUAAUGCCAGGCUUGGAAGAAAUGAUUGGCUUGUAGGAUCUGAGAUGUCAUUGGCCGAUAUGGUGAUGUGGGCUGCACUGUUUCAAACCAAUCAAAUGUCAAAUGCCCCGAACAAUGUGAAAAAGUGGCUUGCAUCAUGCGAUAAGAAUUCAGUUUAUCAAUUUGCAAAGACAGUUUUAAAUGGAAGGUAAUUUCAGGAGAACCUUGCCAUACAUUAAUUUGUUACUUAAUAAUUAUUUUGUAUCUGAUAACAAAUUGAUGUUUGUAAAAAGGACAAUUGCUAGUAUCUACAUCCAUGAUCUGGUUAUAGAAUACAUUUUUUUUUUGAAUGAAAAUAAAAGAUUUUUGUGUUUUAA
Molecule: messenger RNA, 2152 nt
Organism: Ylistrum balloti
Lineage: Eukaryota; Metazoa; Mollusca; Bivalvia; Pectinida; Pectinidae
Product: myb-like protein X
Exons: 4
Coding region: 113-1987 (624 amino acids)
Cellular component (GO): aminoacyl-tRNA synthetase multienzyme complex
Source: RefSeq, a predicted model, not a curated record